GAACCUCUCGCCCUUCACCCCCACCGUCUCCCGCAAGACUGGCUCCAGGGUCAGUAGGAUGUUCUCAAUGUCCCACAAAUCCCCACCACCCAAGGUGCCUCAACCCAACCGCCUGGACGAGGUGUACGAAGCUCUCAAGAAGGGCCUGACAGCCUACCUGGAGGUGCACCAGCUGGAACUGGAGAAGCUCAGCACCCAGAUCCGUGAGUCCAAGAGGAAUUCGCGCCUGGGCUUUCUCUACGAUCUGGAUAAGCAAGUGAAGUCAAUCGAGCGUUUCCUGCGCCGCCUGGAGUUUCACGCGAGCAAGAUCGAUGAGCUCUACGAGGCUUAUUGCAUCCAACGGCGGCUCCGCGACGGAGCCCACAACAUGGUCAAGGCUUACAGCACGGGCUCGCCGGGCAGCCGGGAGGCACGCGAGAGCCUGGCCGAGGCCAACAAGGGCUACAAGGAGUACACAGAGAACAUGUGUCUGUUGGAGAAUGAGCUGGAGAGCCAGCUGGGCGAGUUCCACGUCCGGAUGAAAGGUCUGGCGGGCUUUGCCCGGCUUUGUGCCGGUGACCAGUAUGAGAUCUUCAUGAAGUACGGCCGGCAGAGGUGGAAGCUGCGAGGCCGCAUCGAGGUGAACAGCAAGCAGGUGUGGGACAGCGAGGAAAUGGUCUUCUUGCCCCUUGUCACCGAGUUCCUCUCCAUCAAGGUGACAGAGCUAAAGAGCCUGGCCAACCACGUCGUGGUGGGCAACGUGUCCUGCGAGACCAAGGACCUCUUUGCGGCUCUGCCCCAAGUAGUGGCUGUAGAUAUCAAUGACUUGGGCACCCUCAAACUCAGCCUGGAGGUGACCUGGAA
Molecule: messenger RNA, 843 nt
Organism: Apaloderma vittatum (bar-tailed trogon)
Lineage: Eukaryota; Metazoa; Chordata; Aves; Trogoniformes; Trogonidae
Product: protein FAM65A-like
Exons: 9
Source: RefSeq, a predicted model, not a curated record